AUGUUUCAGACUGUUCUUCUUUUUCAGAAUUAUCUCUCCAACUUUGGAUACACUUCGCACAGCAGAUCAGGCAGUAAUGAUGCUAUCUCGGCGAUCAAAAGGUUUCAGGAAUUCUUUGGUCUUCCCGUGACUGGAAGGCUUGAUGAGAGGACACUGGAAGAGAUGAGGAAGCCGCGAUGUGGAGUUAAGGAUUUUGUGGCAGGCAAGAAUAGCAUGCGUGCGAAGAGAUACUCUACUUCCUGGACUAAAUGGCGCAAAACAUCUUUGAAAUACUACAUGACGUACGGUGACGACAUGUCAGAGAGCAAACAGGCAAGAAUCAUCGCCAAAGCGUUUAAAAUGUGGAGUGAUGCAGCACCAAAGCUUCGUUUUACCAGGACAUUCAGAGUCAGUGAGGCAGACAUAAAAGUCAGGUACAAGACAUUAGUCAAAGCAUGUUAGAUAAUAACAGCUCUAGCUAGGUUACUAAACUAACGAAGUAAUUUUUUAAGCAAACUAGUAGUUGGCAUGUACUAUUUCUGGGACCCAAUCCGAUCUAAGCACAAUGAAAAUUAAAAAUUUAUAUUAACCUUUUGUCUCCCCAUGCAGCUGCAAGUAAUCUCUUUUAGGAAGGAAGUGCUCGACCAAUUCAGCCUUUCUGUAACAUAAAUUUGAUUUAAUGAAUAUUAUUUUACAGUUUUGGAAGAAGGGAACAUUAUGGUGUUCCAGGUGAAGGCAAAUGUUACGAUCCAUUUGACGGUAAAUCCGGGAUGUUUGGUGGAGGAUUAGUGCUAGCCCAUGCUUUCUUCCCCGAAAAUGGUCGACUGCAUUUCGACGACGACGAAAAAUUCACUGAAGAAGGCUCCAUUUGGGGAGCCAAAAGUCUGAUUCACGUGGCAGUUCACGAGAUAGGUCAUAUUUUGGGGCUUCAUCACUCAGAUGUCAAAGGAUCGGUGAUGUGGCCAACUGCCAGUCGGGGCACACCGAAGCUACACGAUGAUGACAUUAAAGGCAUCAGGUCUUUAUACGGUAUGCUCUAG
Porites evermanni is the source of this 1019-nucleotide messenger RNA. The record is from the annotation of a GenBank genome assembly. Lineage: Eukaryota; Metazoa; Cnidaria; Anthozoa; Scleractinia; Poritidae.